This is a messenger RNA of Plectropomus leopardus (leopard coralgrouper), 343 nucleotides long. The record is from RefSeq and is a predicted model, not a curated record. NCBI's taxonomy places the organism in Eukaryota, Metazoa, Chordata, Actinopteri, Perciformes, Serranidae.
UGCCGGGCAGAUCUGAGUCACCUGCGGGAGAGGAACGUGGAGGAUCUGUCCGGAGGAGAGCUGCAGAGGUUCGCCUGCGCCGUCGUCUGCAUCCAGAGAGCCGACAUUUUUAUGUUUGACGAGCCGUCCAGUUACCUGGAUGUGAAACAGAGGCUGAAGGCCGCCAUCACCAUCCGCUCGCUCAUCACCCCGGACAGGUACAUCAUUGUGGUGGAGCACGACCUGAGUGUGUUGGAUUACCUGUCUGACUUCAUCUGCUGUCUGUACGGCGUCCCGAGCGCCUACGGAGUCGUCACGAUGCCCUUCAGCGUCCGAGAGGGUAAAAACGCAAAAACACACAAAA